AUAGAAAAGCGCUGCUAAUGGCUAUUGCUCCCUCCGCUCCCCCAAAAAAUCUAGAGCCAGUGUCCCCAUGGCUCCCUCCGCUCCCCGAAAAAUCUAGAGCUAGCGCACCAGAGCUUUCCUCUUUCCUUUCCCUUGGCUGGGAUCCAUGGAGGCGGAGGGGAUCCUGUAGCCCUCAUCUUGAUCCUGCACCAAUCGAUCCAAGUCUUGUAGGAUGGGAUCUUCUCGGCAACGACCGCAGUGACAAUCGGCCCUAGCCGGCGCUCACAUGGCCGGCCGCUCGCACCUCGGGCAGCCGCGGCCGUGUCGCUGCUCGGUUCGGUCGGCCGCGCCUCGGGCCCCCGCGGCCGCGGCGUUGCUCGACUCGACCGGCGGCGCCUCGGACCUCUUCAAGAAGACGCUCGGACCCGUCAAGAAGGCCAUCGCGGACGCCAAGCUCAAGAAGACCGACAUCGACGAGAUCGGGCUCAGCGGCGGCAGCACCAGGAUCCCCAAGGUGCCGGAGCUUCUCACGGAGUUAUUCGACGGCAAGGAGCUCAACAAGCGGAUCAACCCGGACGAGGCCGUCGCGUACGGCGCCGCCGUCCAGGGUAGCAUCAUUAGCGGCGAGGGCGGCGCCGACCAACAGGGCCAAGACGACCAGCAACGGCUCCUGGCGCGCCCCACCGCCGUCUUGGACUCGGCUGUAUGCGCCUGGACGCGGUGGCGCAGCGUGCCGGGGCCGGCGCCAGUGGCCUCUGCAAGGUGGUCUCUACGGCUCGUGCUCUACCGCGAUGCAACCACGGGGGAGCCCACCGUCGUCAACAUGUAUUGUUCAUCUUCCGUUGGUGAUGUUGAGCAUUUUUCUUCAAUCUUUGUUGAUGUAUACGAAGACCAGUGCUUCUUUGCAAAGAUUAGUGCAUUUCUGUUUCGAAAAAAAACUACGCACAAAAAUAUGUGCACGUCAAUAUAAACAUCCUCAUGUGCUCAUAUAUACUAAAUAUAAUUCUUGUGAUUUGCAAAAAAAAAUGUGCAUCUGUUAUGAUUGGGUCAUCAAUUUGUUUCCAUACUAAAUAUAUAAUACUAUUUCUUACUAUGUGGUUUCUAUAGAACGUGCAUCUAAAGAUUUCAGGCAACAGUGCACACAAAUUUGUGCAUCUCACAUGUUUAAUAAUUUUGACAUUUUCUAUCUGCAUCAAAAUUUAUGCAUAGUAUGUACUGAGAUAAUUAAACAAAAUAUAUGUGCAUCUUGAACAUGUUGCAGUAAUUAAAUUAAUUCACUACGAGUUAUAAAAAUUAUUGUAAAUACUUUUUCCACAAAUAUAUAUGUGCCUAUAUUUAUUCAACAUUUAUUACUUGUUUGCCUUGCACAAAAAUUUAUGCAUCAUUAGAUGAUUUUAUUAAUAUUUUACAGUACACAAAUUUAUGCAGAUUAUGUGCAUCUUAAUUUAGAGUGUCCCGUAUGUGCAUCUUGAUUAAAAAAAUAUAAAAUAAAUAUGGGCUGCAACCGCAAUUAUGUGCAUCUUAAUUCUUAAUCAAGCAUCGUGUGAGUGUACACCAUGUAUCCCCACUUAGCCCUGCUAAUGGGUUGAAAUCCGCACCAUACCCAACCCACCCAAAAUUAACAUAUUUAGAUAUCCAACCCCACCCAACCCAAUUAGUUAAUUUCUCAACUCUAACCAACCCGCCCCAUUAUAAACGGGUAACCCAUAAAAACCCAUGGGUUCUACUAUGUAGAGGAAUUUAGUGGUUCUACACUUAAUGUGGGGACCACAUAUAUGUCUAGCCACACUAUUUUUCACAGAGUAUCUGUCAGUCAUAUUGACUCAUCUCUAAAAAUUUUAGUCAAUUUCGAUAAAAUUUUAUAGUGUGAACGUGAGAUUUUAAUUCUAGGGUCCGGCUCUUGAUGUGGAGCCCAUGUGUAGUUCUAGCCACGCUGCUUUGCACAUAGUAGCUGCCGGUCGUACUUAGUCAUCUCCAACAAAUUUCAGUCAAUUUCGAUAAAAUUUUAUAGUGUUAACGCGAGGUUUUAAUUCUAGGGUCUGGCUCUUCAUGUGGGGCCCACAGGUAGUUCUAGCCACAUUGCUUUGCACAAAAUAGCUGCCAGUCGUACUGAAUCAUCUCCAACAAAAUUCAGUCAAUUUCGAUAAAAUUUUCUGAUAUAAACACGUGGUUUUAAUUUCAGAGUCCAGCUCUCACGUGAGACCCACAUUUAUAUAUAGAUAUACUAUUUUGUAAAAUGUAUCCAUUUCAACCCACCCCAACCCGCCUUAACCCGCAUUUAUAUAGAACCCGCCCCGACCCACCCCAUUAACUAAUACAAUCCAUUUUAACUCAUCCAAACACACUCCAUUUCAAAACCCACCCCAUAAAACUCAUUUCAACCCAACCCAUUAGCAGGCCUAUCCCCACUCAUAUUUUUUGCACAGUGAUGAAUAUUUCAGCCUACGUCGCCGGGUUCAUCCGCGUUUAGUUUAAUCCUAUUUGUGCCGUGCUGUUUAGUUAAAUUUUGUUUGCGCCGUACGUGAAGUAACAAGAUACAUGCAUCAUGUAUGUGAAGUAACAAAUUUGUUAUGUGCAUGAAUAUGUACACAUGUACGUCAUGGUACAUUAUUGGAGAUUCCAUCUCUAGAAUACACGAUGCACUGUUGAUUUACAGUUUCACAAUAAUAAGUGCACCGUGCACUUUAUAUUUUUAGGAUUUUUCUGUUCACUGCUUUGUUAAAAUUUUAUAUUAUUUUUUAAGCAGUGCUUACAAGGAAAAUAUAUGUGCAUUUUAGACCCUUUUACUUAUUUUUUUUUUCAAAGAGUGCUUAUAAGGAAAAAAUAUAUGUGCAUUUUCUUUGCUACUUACAAAAAAGUGCAUCAUCAGACAAUUUUGUUAGAAAUGUACAUACAUCUUGAAUAAGUUACGUUUCUACCCAGCUCUCUCUAGAUUAUUUGAUGUGAAAAAAUAUUUUACAAUUUUAUGAGCAAAAGUAUAGAUAUCACCUUUUUGUGCAUUUUCAUAUUUUUCACAAGAGAAUGUGUGAGAACUUUUUCUCGUAAAGACUAGAUGCACAACCAUUCAUUGAUCAGUCCCCUAACUUGUUUUCUCAGUUCAAAAAUAAUUCAGCGCCAUAUACACUCGUUCUUAGAUGCACAAAAAAAUUGCAUUAUACUCUGUUGGUAUUUUUAUUCUGCUAUUUUUCAUAUUCUCUGUUGAUAUUUUUAUUCUGCUAUUUUACAUGUUCUUGCUUAUAAAUGAUGUGUGUUGAUUUACAUAUUCUGUGUUGAUAUUUUUAUUGUGCUAUUCUUUUCGCAGUGAUAGUCUUGGGGGGAAAAUGUAGUGAUUAACUCCAAUUUCUGGUGCCAAACGGCACGUGUAAAUGUGUCCUAGACUUUAAACCUAUUUGGAAGCAAAUUGUAACUUUCAUAUUUUUUUUAUUUUCCUUCUAUAUUUUUUUUAUCUAUUUGUACUGUUACAAGAA
Messenger RNA from Panicum virgatum (switchgrass), 3446 nucleotides. RefSeq names its product ribosome-associated molecular chaperone SSB1-like. Gene Ontology annotation, biological process: cellular response to unfolded protein; endoplasmic reticulum unfolded protein response; protein refolding. Gene Ontology annotation, molecular function: misfolded protein binding; ATP hydrolysis activity; heat shock protein binding. NCBI's taxonomy places the organism in Eukaryota, Viridiplantae, Streptophyta, Magnoliopsida, Poales, Poaceae. The record is from RefSeq and is a predicted model, not a curated record. The transcript has 2 exons. Gene Ontology annotation, cellular component: membrane; endoplasmic reticulum chaperone complex; endoplasmic reticulum lumen. The coding region runs from base 266 to 949 and encodes 227 amino acids.